AUGGGAGCCAAUAGCGAUCCCAACCAAGAUGGAUCAGACGAGCAACAGAGACGUUCUGAGAUCUACACGUAUGAGGCGCCAUGGCAUAUCUACGCGAUGAACUGGAGCGUUCGCCGUGACAAGAAGUAUCGUCUUGCCAUCGCCAGCCUUCUUGAACAGUAUCCAAAUCGUGUUGAAAUUGUCCAGCUCGAUGAUUCCAACGGAGAGAUUCGAUCCGACCCCACGCUCUCAUUCGAACACCCAUACCCGCCUACCAAGGUCAUCUUCAUCCCUGACAAGGAGUGCCAGAAGCCUGACCUCCUCGCCACUUCCAGCGAUUUCCUCCGCAUUUGGCGAAUCUCCGAAGACGACGAUGGCGGCGAAGACGACAAUACUCACAAUGGCACUGGCAACUCUCGUCGGGUGGAGAUGAAGAGUCUGCUCAACAACAAUCGCAACAGCGAAUUCUGUGGUCCGGUGACGUCCUUUGAUUGGAACGAGGCGGAGCCCAAGCGUAUAGGAACAUCCAGUAUCGAUACUACCUGUACGAUUUGGGAUAUUGAGAGGGAGACCGUCGACACGCAGCUCAUCGCUCACGAUAAGGAGGUUUACGACAUCGCAUGGGGCGGCGUCGGUGUUUUUGCAUCCGUCUCCGCCGAUGGUUCCGUGCGAGUAUUCGAUCUCCGAGAUAAGGAGCAUUCUACGAUCAUAUAUGAGAGCUCCGAGCCUGACACACCGCUUGUACGUCUUGGCUGGAACAAGCAGGACCCUAGGUACAUGGCCACCAUUAUAAUGGACAGCGCCAAGGUGGUUGUUCUCGACAUUCGUUUUCCAACACUUCCGGUGGUGGAACUGCAAAGGCACCAGGCCAGCGUCAACGCCAUUGCCUGGGCUCCACACAGCUCCUGCCAUAUCUGUACCGCCGGUGAUGAUUCUCAGGCUCUCAUCUGGGAUCUCUCUUCCAUGGGUCAACCUGUUGAAGGUGGAUUGGAUCCCAUUUUGGCUUACACUGCUGGUGCUGAAAUAGAACAGUUGCAGUGGUCAUCUUCUCAACCUGAUUGGGUUGCCAUUGCUUUUGCAUCCAAGCUUCAGAUUCUGAGGGUAUGA
Molecule: messenger RNA, 1086 nt
Organism: Lactuca virosa
Lineage: Eukaryota; Viridiplantae; Streptophyta; Magnoliopsida; Asterales; Asteraceae
Source: the annotation of a GenBank genome assembly